GUGAGUUCCAGUGUUUUUAAGCUGUAGUUUGGCGGUCUGUUGACAGGUACUCCCUGCACGAAUCACAGGCUCUCAAAGAGUGGGGAUUCCGGAAAGGGAAGAAGCACACUCACUGGAAAAAGGGGCCUCGGGUUUCACACCCCUUCGGGCCAUGCCCAGCGUGUCCGAGGGAGGUGGCUACGAGGUAUCUCCUGGCGAAGGAACCUGCUCUUACCGCCAUGCCUUCGGACUUCUUUCUGCAGCCUCUGGACGGCGGUCCCCGCGUGCCCGUGGGGCCGGGGCAGACUGUGAUAGGCCGCGGGCCGCUGCUGGGAAUAACAGACAAAAGAGUAUCCAGAAGACAUGCCAUUCUUGAAGUGGUUGAUAGUCAGCUUCGAAUCAAGCCAAUCCAUAGGAGUCCAUGUUUCUACCAGUCCUCGGAGAAGAGCCAGCGCUUGCCAAUGGAGACGCAAGUGUGGAGCCAGUUGCAUCCCGGGGAUAGCUUUUCCCUGUUACUUGACAAGUACACUUUCCAUGUUUUCUCUGCAGAAUCUGAAGUGGAGAUGGAGUGUACUCUGAGAAACAGUCAGAUGCUUGAUGAAGAUGAUAUAUUGAGUGAGAUGCAGAAGUCCCCUGUGGUUAACUUACCUGAUAAGACAACUGGUGCCUCACAGCUGCAAGGAAGCCCUGAAUUAACCAAGACCAAGUGUCCCACCAUAGAUCCUAUGUCCUCUUCAGGUGAAUGCAGAGCUUUCAGUGAGCACCAGCCACAUCCUACCCAGAGGAAAAGAAUCCUCCCAGCUUGGAUGUUAGCGGAAAGUCCAAGUGCUCAGAGCUUCUCCACACCCGCUGAGGGUGGAGAUAAGGAUGUCAUCCAGAGGAGUGGAAAAGCAGAAACCUGUGAAGAUAGAACCCCAGGAAAUGGGAAAAAGCAUGGGAAAAAGCGGCUUAGUCCAUCAGGAAAUUCAAAAAGUGUGUCAGCGGAACAAGACCCUGGGAAGAAAUGCAGAAAGGCCGACCAAGGAGGAGCGGGCGUUUCUUCUGAGAAUAUUCCAGAAUCGUCAUCUUCAAUCAUAGUAAACGACCCAGAUGUGGAUAUUGUGAAGACAAAUAAAUGGAAGGACGGGAUUUUAAUAGAGGAACCUGGUGAGGUCUCUAAACAUAAAGCUGCCACCAAACCAACCACAGAUGAAGAGGGCGAGAGUGGUGCAAGUGUCCACAGCAAGUCACCUCGUGAGAAAUCUCAAGGAUGCAAUCCUGAGUCCAGCUCUGCUCCCUCCAGUCCUGAUGCUUCGCACACACACACAGCUGACUCAGUGCUGGGCUGUUCAGAAGAAAGCAAGGUCCGGAGGCCGGCCUGCAUGUAUGGGGCCACCUGCUACAGGAAGAACCCCCUCCACUUUCAACACUUCAGCCACCCUGGCGAGAGUGGGUAUGGAGAGGUACACGGCACAGAUGAAGGUGUGACUGGUGACAGGCCCGAGUGUCCCUAUGGGGCGUCUUGUUACAGGAAGAACCCCCAGCACAGGAUGGAAUAUCGGCACAGUGCACUUCCAGCCAGAGUUGCUCUGGAUGAAGAUGAUGAUGAUGUUGGGCAACCCAGUGAUGAUGAGGAUGAGGAAGACUAUGAGCCGACAGAUGAAGAUUCUGAUUGGCAACCAGGGAAGGAUGAUGAGGAGAAGGAAGAUGUGGAUGAGCUUUUGAAAGAAGCAAAAAGAUUUAUGAGAAGGAAGAAGUAGCUUUUCUGCCAUGACCUAUCACUCACAUUUGCUUUUUUUCUCUGUGGGAAACAUAAUCUUUUUUUUUUCUUUUAAUAGUUCUUUGCACUUGAAACAUUGAAACACCAGCCUUCCGUGAAAUAGGUGGAAUGUAUGCUUUGCCUAUUUUGGUGCCUAUUUAAUGCAUCCAUCAGUAAAAGCAGGUAAAGAGGUUGGGCAGUCUGAUAUUUUUCAAAUACUUUAGAUAUUGCUAAUAAAAAGCCAUAGGUUGUACAAACCCUUGAUCUUCUGCCCUGCGGUCUUUAUAGAGUACCCUGUGAGCUUAGCCAGGUGAUUACAGAACAGUGGAAGAGCAUAACCCCAAACUGCUGAUGAAAGAGUCCCUCACAAAGCUAGACUUGAACAAAUGACAGCCAGCAGUGUGCCAUGUCUCAAAUGUAUUAGAUGUGGCUUUGUGAUUUCAUAUACGGCUUUUGUCCUUUGAAUCCUGGGAAGACUAUUAACAAGUAGAUGCUGAAAAUGACCCUGUUAACCUGUAGGGCAGCAGUACUCGCCUCGCAAGGGAAUGGGUUUUGUGCAUCCACAACUGCGUAUGUGUAUCUGUGAGAGUGUAAAGAAGACAACUGCGGAGCCCUUCCGUGGCUCUCACACGUGCCCUGCCCCACUACUUUGCUUUUCACUGUGCACCUUACACUGAGGACACAGAGAAGCAUCUGGCCAGUGUUUUCUCAGAGGGUCACCUGAGAGGGCUGUUCUCUGCCAUGGACAGGGUUCUGGCCUCUGAAGAAGCCUCUGCUCCAAGGAGUGGAGCAUCUCUGGUUUGAGUCUGUGCAGAUUGGGGUACCUCAGCUCGUGAAGCAGCAAGCCAGAAGCUCCUUGUCACUCUUCACUCAAGAGGAAAUAAAAUGCACAUCUUAGAACAAAAGGGGCCACAUGCUUUCUUAGUAUUGUGAGUCUCUCUGUGUAAUUGUACAAUGUUAAAUUUACUUAAACUGA
Mus pahari (shrew mouse) is the source of this 2693-nucleotide messenger RNA. RefSeq names its product aprataxin and PNKP like factor (gene Aplf). Bases 219 to 1718 code for a protein of 499 amino acids. Gene Ontology annotation, biological process: double-strand break repair. Lineage: Eukaryota; Metazoa; Chordata; Mammalia; Rodentia; Muridae. Gene Ontology annotation, molecular function: 3'-5' exonuclease activity; DNA-(apurinic or apyrimidinic site) endonuclease activity; protein binding. Gene Ontology annotation, cellular component: nucleus; site of double-strand break. The record is from RefSeq and is a predicted model, not a curated record. The transcript has 10 exons.